Molecule: messenger RNA, 2314 nt
Organism: Oldenlandia corymbosa var. corymbosa
Lineage: Eukaryota; Viridiplantae; Streptophyta; Magnoliopsida; Gentianales; Rubiaceae
Source: the annotation of a GenBank genome assembly
AUUGCAUUAUUUCGUCAGCUUUUUAGUUGCAAAUGAUAAUACAGCCUCAAUAAUUUCGCCCCUCUUGAAAUCAAUGGCUCCUCCUCUGUACCACUCUUAAAUUCCUUAUUCUCUAAUCCCAGAGCUUUUUAAUUUGAAAUCUUGAAAUUUAAUGGCUGGGAAGGAGGUGGUGGCCGGUGGACGAUCGACUGCUAUGGGUCGGGACUUGGGAAGGGCGAUGGAGACGAGAUUAUAUACAGAAAACUAGUAUCUGCUUUUAAGAAUGUCUUGUUGAGAUCACUUUGGUGGAUUCAUCGAAGCUGAAAAGAAGUCGAAGAAACUAAAACCAGUCCCUCCUUUUGACUCGUCAUUGUAAUUCCAUCUCAGUUAGUUCAUUCCGUUUGUCAAAGUAUAAUAUGAUGGCUUUAGAACUUUAGUCAUUAAAAUCCUGUCUUCCAGGUUGCAUUUCACGGUAAUAAUCUUUUGACUCUUCAUUGUAAUUUCAUCUUAGUUAGUUCAUUCCGUAAAGUCAAAAAAAGAAGAAAAGUUCAUUCCGUUUGCCAAAGUAUAAUAUGUUGGCUUUAGAACUUUAUAAGUCAUUAAAAAUCCUGUCUUUCAGGUUGCAUUUUACGGCAACAAGUUACAAGAUCCAUAAUCCUAUAGACUUUCAUUUUAUAAUUUAGCUACAUGGUUACAAGUCUUCAAUGUCUUCUAUAAUCAAGAAGCCCCUUUUCAGUUUAGUUCCUAGUUUUAUAAAUUAAGGGCUAUGAAGAUAUCUGUACAAUGCCAUUUUUAAAAAUGUAUCUGAUCAGAUUCUACCAACAAACUUCAAGAAGAGAGAGAUUAAAGCAUUCUUGGUCUUUUCUGUUCUUUUUUCCCUCUUAGUUCUAAGGUUGGAAGAUAUAUCAGAUUUAAUAAGCAAUGCAAACUAAAUGAAAAUCAAGAUAACUUGCUUAACAAUCUCUUGUCAAGAUGAAUCCAUAACAGUCUUAUCUUAAGAGAAAGAAAAGAAGGAACCAAAAAAAAAAAACCCUCCAAGGGGUCAGUAAUAAUUAUGAGCUUCUCCCAAAAUACAGGGAUAUGGAGACGUAAUAAUCUCAAACUUGACCAAGUCCAAAGAGAUAAUUAUUAAGGAUAUCAGAAUCCAAAACUCUAUAGGAAUAGACAAAGAAUUAGUACUACAACUAAUUAGCGCUGCAACGGUAAUAAUAAACUUUCCUAAAUCGAAAUCCAAACCUCAAUUGGUUUUUCGCCAUUCAUCAUCAUCUAUAUAACACCCAAAACCCUCACUAUUCUCUUCUACUUUAUUUCUUCACUAGUUCAGUCUAUAUCUGAAACCAGUUAUCUCUAUUCACAGCAAACUUGAUUGGGCAAUUUUCAUUAUCUUCAUAGUUCUGUCCACUUUAUUCUUUUGGUGUUUGUUAUUUGGUUCAGAUCAAUUUCUAAUCAAUCUUUUUUCAUCACAUUAAUUAAGUACUGGCGAUUGCAAUAGCAGAGAGUGUGGUUGGGAUAGGCGCUGAUGGUCUAUCGAAACUGGCCAUAGCCACGGCAGUCAGAGUUCUAACAUUCAAAUCUUCCUUACGUCGUUUAAAUCAACGAUUGGAUGAGUUGAGCCCUUAUUUCUAUCAGAUUAUAUAUCUGAACGAAAAUUAUCUCAACAGCCCGGGUGAAGAAACAGAGGAAUUCAUCAACAUCAUGAAUCAGGGGAACGAUUUGGUUAGGGAGUGCAAUCAGAUCAGAUGGUGGGAUUUCCACAAAAUGGAUGUUUUCUGUAAGAGAAUCAAAGAGUAUAAUAAGAUUAUGAGCAAGUUCUCUCGAGACAUCAUGAUUGCUGUGGCUGUCAGGGAUUGUAAACUCACUAGACUUGAGUUGAAUAACUUCCGGGAGGAAGUCAACAACAAGUUGGAUUUGGUCAUCUCUCGCCAAUCAGCAUCCACUGCAGCAGAUCAUCAUCACGCCUCCACCAAGAAGAAACUCAAGCAUACUUCAAGAUGAAGAUAUAGGAGGAGGAGAUCCAUCAAUUAGUUUUAGAAUAUGGUGCGAAAUGAAAUACGUCUUGUUGGAAAUGGAUUGGAACUUGAGGCCUAACCGGUAUGCAAUAAUCCGUGAGUCGCCCGAUUUCGUCAAUGCUGCUGCAACCAUCGCCAAGGGAAUAAAGUGGGGAAGUCGUAAAGAAGAAACAGAAUAGGAUCUUGACAAGGACAAGACAUCGGUUUUGCUAAAAGAAACUCUAGUAUUCUAAAAACUGCUCAAGUUGAUAGGAGUGUAAAAAAUGCAGACAAGGAAAUUUUCGCAUUUUCAUCCUUCAAAUCCAAGAGAUUAAAUUGGCUUCCCU